UUACAAACAUUUUGCGUCCUCGAAGAUCAUCUCUUUCGUCGUCGAGAAUAAUCAAACGUGGAAAUACGCCGCCUAGGACAUAACCUAUCGGACACCUUUGGAUUACGAUUAAAUUACAAUCGUCUAAAGUUGUAUUUUUUCAACGAAAAACAAUGAGAAUAAUUUUUACAUCGGAGUCCGAAACAGAUUCGGAAUUGAUGGAGGAGAAUGGAAGUAAGAGAAUGAGGGGUAGAACUCGUGGCAGGGCUCGCGGACGUGCUCGGGGCCGAGCUAGAGGAAGAACGAAGAAGCAAGUUAAGGUUAUCGAAAGUGAUGACGAAGAUACUCCGCAGCAAACAGAAGACUCUACCGCAGAGGCAAUUGGUGGCGAGCAGGAGGAACAUGAAGCUCCCACGUCUCAGCAGCCUUCUCUUGAACAGCAAUUUGAUUUGGAAGCUGAUAUAUCGCAGUUGGAAGCGCCAACUUUUACAACCAUUAAUCGGGGUCCGCCAGAGCCAAUGUUGCGUUUGAGAUGGGAUCACAGAGUGAAUCUUAUUGGAGAGAAAGUACUGAAUCCUAUGAUACACUGCUGUGACAAAUGUUUAAAACCCAUUCUCAUUUAUGGUCGUAUGAUACCUUGCAAACAUGUAUUUUGUCUCUCUUGUGCUAAAAGAGAGGAUAAAGUCUGUCCUCGUUGUAUGGAAAAGGUAUCCAGAGUAGAGCAAACUGGUCUGGGUACAGUAUUUAUGUGCACACAUGGUGGAACAAGAUAUGGGAAUGCGGGCUGUCGAAGAACAUAUCUUAGCCAACGGGAUCUGCAGGCUCACAUUAAUCAUCGGCAUAUAUCAGCACCACCUCAACCAGUUCAAGGGAUGCAAGUCGAUCCUCCGCAGUACGUUCAUGCCAAGUCGGAGAUGGAGUCGCAGUUGACGAAGGUGUCUUCCCUGUCGAUGCAGAACACACGACUGAAAUCUGUGCAGUCUCACAUGGUUCAGCCGAUCAUGGGCAACGAUCCCCGUGUAAAUUCAAUGGUGAGCCAGCAACCAACGUUGGAGCAGCAUCGGCAACAACACAGGCAGCAGCAGCAGCAGCAGCAACAGCAGCAGCAGCAGCAGCAGCAGCAGCAGCAGGCGAUGAUGUCGAUGCAGAGUUACGCUCAGACGUCCGCGCCACCUCCGCCGCCGCCGAAUAACGCUCCGAUGCGGACUAAUCUCAUCACCGUGCCGAUUCAAGACACGGCAUCUUUGGCCACGCACGAGCUCCACGUGCAACAGAGUCAUCAUUAUUACCCGCCGCCGCCGCCGCCGCCGCAAGUCAACUAUGGUGGCUACAACGUGCCGCCGCCGGUGUCGCAGACGACGCAACAGUACUAUCCGCAGCCGCAGCAUCCAACUCAGGUGUCGUACGUGCCACCGCCACCGCCACCGCAGCAGCAACAGUACGUGUCAUCGGCACCGACCUCCAUAAGACCAUCGCCCACUGGUUACAUACAGGAGCCUCAAUAUGGUCCGCCGCCAUCUCAGCAACAGCCGCCACCGCCACCGCAGCCACAAUGGUCGCAGCAUCAACAGCAGUUUUAUAGGUAAAAAAAGAAGACUGCUCUUCUCUAUGAGAUGUGUAAUAUUGAGAUAAUAAUGAGAGAUAUGGAUAUCAAAUUAUAAAAAAAUGACAAAUACUAUACAGAUCAAGAUAUAUAUAUAGAUACAUAAUCUAUAUACGUGUAUAUUGAAUGGCUACUGGGCUGUCGAGAUUUUAUACUUUUUAAAUAAUUAUAGUUUAAAGCGAUUGGAGCGAUUAUAUGUCACAUGUUCUAAAGUACGAUAUAUUAUUUUAAUGUAAUAAAAUAAUUUUUUUUUUUUUUAUUUAAUUACUGGAUAUUUAUGAAAUAUUUUA
Molecule: messenger RNA, 1872 nt
Organism: Linepithema humile (Argentine ant)
Lineage: Eukaryota; Metazoa; Arthropoda; Insecta; Hymenoptera; Formicidae
Gene: Hakai
Product: E3 ubiquitin-protein ligase Hakai-like
Biological process (GO): protein ubiquitination; regulation of cell adhesion
Molecular function (GO): ubiquitin protein ligase activity
Source: RefSeq, a predicted model, not a curated record